AGGUAGCAACGCUUACAACAUAAAUACUGGUAUGAAAGUUGAAUAUUCGAUGUACUAUUUUUCUUAGUUUUUCUCUCCCAAAGCCUAGAUUAUGAAUUCUCACGAUGACGACGAGGACGAAGGUCCCUCUGUAGACUCGGCAGUUGCAGAGGAACGAAUCGCUGCCCGGAGGAUUCGGAUCCAAAGACGUUUAGAAGCAGCAAGGAGGGAAGCAAGCGGAGAGGAUGCUACAAAAAAGAAACCAGUUGAUUCCGAAAAGGAUGCACUUAAAAGCCGAAAACAAAUGGAAGACAGCAGACAGCGUUUGGUCAAGCUGAAAUCUGAUGGCACAGAACUUGUGACCAAUGUCCAUGUUGCAGCUGAUGCAAGGGAAUCUAUGAGAAGGCUGGAAGAAGAAGAACAACGAAGGCAACGGAAUGAGAAACUAGAAGCUGAAGCAAAAUCUGCGACUGAAAAAUUUGAAGAGAUUACCAAGAAAUGGGAAUAUGCUCUCUCCAAAGAAAUACCUCAAGAUUUGAAUUCAAUGUUGACAGAGCAAAAGUCAGCAUGUGAUGGCAUGAUAGAUGAGAAAAAUAAGCUAAUUCAUGACUUUCAACAGGAACUUAAGUCGAAGGAUGACCAGUAUGUGAAAGACUUGAAGAAGGCUGCUGAGGAUGUUGACCUUAUGGUUGAGCGAAUGGAGGAACAGAUGAAGCAGUUGACGAAGGCUUACAGGGAAGAACUCACUCAGAUUGAGAAAGCCUUUGUGACUGAAAGGUCUGAACUGAUUGAGAACAACAGAAAGAAAUGGGACACCUCCAUGCAACAGCGACGUGACAAAGAGGUUGAGUACAUGGAGUCACGACGCAAGAGAGUUGAAGAUCAUGAAAAUCAGUUGCAGACAUUAAGAGUUCAAGAUGCCGAGGAAUACAACAUGGUCAAAAUCAAAUUGGAAACAGAUGUACAGAUUUUAGAGCAGCAGCUACAGCAGAUGAAGGCCACCUACCAACUGAACCAGGAAAAACUGGAGUACAACUUUCAAGUGCUGAAGAAGCGAGAUGAAGAAAACACAAUCACAAAAUCACAACAGAAGCGUAAAAUCACCAGACUCCAGGACGUCCUUAACAACCUCAAGCAGAAGUUGGCAAAGCAAGAAAAACAAUACAGAGAGGAUAAUCAAGCUCUAACAGAUGAUUACAAGAGAAUUACAGAACAGUUCAGAGAACUCCAGAAAAAGUCAAGGCAUUUCCAAGCAACAGAUCAGAAGAAGUUCCAGGACAUCUGGGCCAUGAAUGAGGAGCAGGUCAGAGACCUGGUGCACAGUGUGCUGGAAGAAGAUAGAAUCAUCCAUGAACAUCAACUGGGUUUGCCAUGGGAGAAACCUGAUCUAGAUUUCAUGGACACCAGCAAGCCAGAAGAACCAACUGGCCCUAAGGAGAAGCAGAUGUCAGCAUCACAGAUGGCGCAUGAAAUCAUGUCUGGAGUUGGUACAGAUGAUGGAGAUGAUGAUAGUGAAAAGAGCUCAGUUGGAAGACAAGAUGGACAAAACGCAGGAAGGAAAUUAUCAGCUAAAACCAUCAAGGCUAUACUGGAACUGAUCUGUGACGAGGCUGGAUUUCUUGUAGAAUCCAAACUAACCAAACUGCUAGCUCCUCUUGAGAGAGAUGAGCAGUCUUUGAUGAAACUGGAUGCCAUCUUUGCAGCACUGGGUGUGGACACAGAAGAUGACAUCUAUCUGCUCUCAAACUACUUCCUGAAAGGUCCAGGGGAGGGUGAGCAGGCACAGGAAGGGAGCGAGAAAGGAGCCAAGGAUGAAGAGAUGGCAGAAGGGAAGGAAGGCAGGGAGGAGACAAGCGGUGGAGUGGACGAAGGAGAAAAGAAAGAUGAUGAAGGUUCAGUGGUGUUUAGUGUUGAUGAGAAAGCCAGCGACUCAUCUUCUGUCAAAGCUCAUUUGUCAGAAAUGAUGCAUCUCAUUCAUCCGAACGAAGUGGUGAUAUCUUUGAGACAGUUUGUGCAAGAUCAUCGCCAACCACAAAAGGAAACCAAGCGUCAAAGUCUAAAGUUGGGAAUCGGAGUUGGAAGAAUGGCCACACUGGAUGAAAGCUUCUGGCAAAAGAUGUCCUCUGUAAUAGAUGUAAAGAAAGAGCGAGUGUGGACAGCUUUGUUAGACGGGUUUGAGAAAUACUUGGCUGUGUUAACAGAGAGGGCAUCACUCAUACAAGAAACAGAUGCUCUCAAACAGCAGAAUGCAGAGCUGAGGAUGUUACUUCAUCAGUACGUGAACUCCAGGGUGAAUCAAGAACUCGAGAUUCCACCCACCAGAAUAUUACAGGCCGAACUGUCCAAAGAACACGAAUGAAUCAUACUUAACAUGUAAAUCUUGUGUAGAAAUAUGUCAUAUUUAUUGUAAUAAAAAAAAAGUUGUCUUCA
This is a messenger RNA of Orbicella faveolata, 2409 nucleotides long. Its product is annotated as dynein regulatory complex protein 1-like. NCBI's taxonomy places the organism in Eukaryota, Metazoa, Cnidaria, Anthozoa, Scleractinia, Merulinidae. Gene Ontology annotation, biological process: regulation of cilium movement; axonemal dynein complex assembly; cilium-dependent cell motility. The record is from RefSeq and is a predicted model, not a curated record. Gene Ontology annotation, cellular component: axonemal dynein complex; axoneme.